This is a messenger RNA of Aplosporella prunicola CBS 121167, 1145 nucleotides long. Its product is annotated as lytic polysaccharide monooxygenase. The transcript is spliced from 4 exons. Bases 261 to 974 code for a protein of 237 amino acids. NCBI's taxonomy places the organism in Eukaryota, Fungi, Ascomycota, Dothideomycetes, Botryosphaeriales, Aplosporellaceae. The record is from RefSeq and is a predicted model, not a curated record.
CGCGACAACUGCACGCAGAAACGUGCUAUAGUUUCGGCGUGUUAAGCCGCAAUGCCGCAUGUCUACCACCCCACAGGCCUGCACCUUCAAUAUCGUCAACGAGGGCGGUUGCGGAGAACGAGCCGAGAGGCUCCGCAUCGCCUUUAUAAGUCUCCUGCCUGGUGCACCAUCGUUUCCUUGAUCGUCCCCCAGUGAGCCAGCAUCCCUACCAUCGCAGGUCGAUAUCUUUAAUUUCUUUCGUUAAGCACCAUUCAAUCACCAUGAAGGCUUUUAUUCCUCUUAUGGCGUUGGCAUCCAUUGCCUCCGCUCACUCGACCUGGCAGGAGCUUUGGGUUGGCAGCGAAGACAAGGCUGGCACCUGUGUCAGGACGCCGCCCAGCAACAGCCCCGUCACCGAUGUGACGUCCAACGAUAUGCGCUGCAACGUCGAUGGCACGACUGGCGUCAAGGGAACUUGCACUGUUGCUGCUGGAGACACUCUUACCGUGGAGAUGCACGCGCAGCCAAAUGACAGGAGCUGUUCGAACGAGGCUAUUGGCGGCAACCACUACGGUCCCGUCCUGGUCUACAUGAGCAAGGUCAACGACGCGACGAAGAACGACGGUUCCGGCAGCUGGUUCAAGGUUGCCCAGGAUACCUACAACACUACGGUCGGCACCGAGUCCUGGGGCACUGAGAUCCUGAACUCCAACUGCGGCAAGAAGACUUUCACCGUCCCCAAGGACAUCGCCGCUGGCGACUACCUCGUCCGCUCCGAGGUCAUUGCUCUCCACACUGCUUCUUCGGAGGGUGGCGCUCAGUUCUACAUGAGCUGCUUCCAGGUCAAGGUUACCGGUGACGGAACCGCCAACCCCACCGGUGUCAAGUUCCCUGGUGCUUACAAGGCGACUGACCCUGGCAUUAUGAUCAACAUCUACCAGGAGCCUAUCACCUACACUGCCCCGGGCCCUGCUGUCUACACUGGUUCUGCGUAAGCGCAUGAAUAAGGCUUGAGGAAGAAUUCGCGCAAGGCACAGGUGACGGCUGGGUGGUCCAUUCCAAUUUGCAUAAUGGACGCGAUAUAGCAGUCCCGUAGUAUCAAUGUAAUGUGUCCAUGCGGCAUAUCUUCGAACCAUGUCAAAAGAUACGAAUACCUUAUCAAAAAA